Etheostoma cragini (Arkansas darter) is the source of this 1796-nucleotide messenger RNA. It is a transcript of the gene tial1, whose product is annotated as TIA1 cytotoxic granule-associated RNA binding protein-like 1. Gene Ontology annotation, molecular function: DNA binding; RNA binding. NCBI's taxonomy places the organism in Eukaryota, Metazoa, Chordata, Actinopteri, Perciformes, Percidae. Bases 363 to 1553 code for a protein of 396 amino acids. The transcript is spliced from 12 exons. The record is from RefSeq and is a predicted model, not a curated record.
AGAGGUUGACUAAUGUGGUAAAUUAAGUACUGGAUGGUCACAGGCUUUUGUAGUAAUUAAUUAACUAAUCAUCUCCAGAAAUAUCAACUAUAUCUUAAAAAUGUAACGUUUUCAAUGUUGAUACUGUAAAAUGGUGGCCUUUCGUCUAUGGUUACCUCACCCUUACCUCGCCGGGGGUCUUAACAAACACGCACCCACACACCCACACUCGCCUCGCUCUCUGGAUUCCCAGCGUGACGUAUACCAUAUACCCGGUUAGCUAGCUUCAAAGCUAGUUAGCUAGCUAGCAGUAACUAACGUUAGUUAGCUACUGGCUAACAGUGUACACUGGAGUCGGUCAACGUUAACUGUCGCAUUCGGCUAUGGACGACGAAAGCUAUCCCAAAACAUUGUAUGUGGGGAACCUCUCCAGGGAUGUAACAGAAAUUUUGAUUCUGCAACUCUUCACCCAGAUUGGGCCUUGUAAAAGUUGUAAAAUGAUCACAGAGCAUACAAGCAAUGACCCCUAUUGCUUUGUGGAGUUCUUUGAACACAGAGAUGCUGCUGCAGCCCUUGCAGCCAUGAACGGGAGGAAGAUAUUAGGAAAGGAAGUCAAAGUUAACUGGGCCACCACUCCAAGUAGCCAGAAGAAAGACACAUCCAAUCACUUCCAUGUUUUUGUGGGAGAUUUGAGCCCUGAGAUCACCACCGAAGAUGUUAAGGCUGCAUUUGCACCUUUUGGGAAAAUCUCGGAUGCCCGUGUUGUGAAGGACAUGACGACAGGCAAAUCAAAGGGGUAUGGAUUUGUGUCCUUCUACAACAAACUGGAUGCAGAGAAUGCCAUCAUUAACAUGGGGGGACAAUGGCUGGGAGGACGCCAAAUCAGGACCAACUGGGCAACACGUAAACCACCAGCUCCAAAGAGUACCCUGGACAAUGGCUCAAAGCAGCUGAGGUUCGAUGACGUAGUGGCUCAGUCCAGUCCACAGAACUGUACCGUGUACUGUGGAGGGAUCCAGUUAGGACUGUCAGAACACCUAAUGCGACAGACCUUCUCACCGUUUGGUCAAAUAAUGGAAAUCCGAGUUUUCCCAGAGAAAGGAUACUCUUUCAUCAGGUUUUCCUCCCAUGACAGUGCGGCCCAUGCCAUUGUUUCAGUAAAUGGCACAGCCGUUGAAGGACACAUAGUGAAGUGCUUCUGGGGCAAAGAAUCUCCUGACAUGGCAAAGAAACCACAGCAGGUUGAGUACAGUCAAUGGGGCCAGUGGAACCAAGUCUAUGGAAAUCCGCAGCAGCAGCAGCAACAACAGCAGCAACAACAGCAGCAGCAGCAGCAGCAGCAGCAGCAGCAGCAGCAGCAGCAGUAUGGGCAGUAUGUGACCAAUGGGUGGCAAGUUCCCUCCUACAGCAUGUACGGCCAGACGUGGAACCAGCAAGGAUUUGGAGUAGAGCAGUCCCAGUCAACAGCCUGGGUGGAAGGCUUUGGAUCUCAGUCAGCCCAGGCGGCAGCUCCACCCGGUCCUGUCAUGUCCAACAUGGCCAACUUCAGCAUGGCUGGCUACCAAACGCAGUGAGCUAGCACUAACCUAAGUGUAGUACCAUGAGGGUUUUGUCAACCCUUUUAGACCACACAGCACUCUUCACUCUUUCAUCUUGACAGCUGCUGUGGUAGAAGAAGGGCAGGGGCCAUAUUCAAAAAGCCUUUGUAGCUAAUAAUUGCUUCUAAACAUUAAUUUCGACAAUUAUGUUUUAAAGGACUGUGUCCAUUUCCCUCAGAACUUUUAAAAAGCUUAUUUGAUGAUAAUUUAGUUUGGUUA